AUGAACCCACCUAACAAUGAUAACGAUAAAUUAUUAUCACAUCGAGCAUUUUCCGUUUCAUUAAUAUUAAUCAAUAUACUAGCUCAUAUACUUUUAGAACGUGAAAUAGUUAAGUGCACUUUAGUGAACAGAUGGUGGAACCAAUUAGCAACAGAAAGAUUAUGGUAUAGAUUCCGUGGACUAAAAAACAAUUCAAAAACUAAAUCUUUUGAAAAAUUUCUUAACACUUUGGUUUCAGCCCGUGAUGGUAAAUGUCUUCAUCAAUACGGUAAUUAUGUUAAAAUUCUAGAUUUAGAAAAACUAGAAUUGGAUCAUGAACAAUUAUUAAUGACAUUGGAAUGUUGUCAACGAAUUGAAACAUUUAUCAUUGGAAGUACAGUGCUGAAUAAGCAAAGAAUGUAUGAUAUGGCAUCUAGAUUACCUAAUCUUAAAUUUUUCAAGUUUUCUGAUUCGGUAGAGAUUAAUGAUGGUGAAGCAAUGGAUGCAAUAGCAGAAUAUUGUCCUCGUUUGGAGGAAUUAGAAUUAAAAAAAGAUAUUUCUUGUUUCGGUGAAGUUUUGUUUCGAAUAGUACAAAAAUGUAAAAAAAUUCAAAGAUUGGAUAUCGAAGAAAAAAAUUACGAAGAUCAAACGAUGAUACCUAUUCUUGAACAAGUUCCUGAAAUAACUCAGUUGAAGAUUCAUCAAUGUAUUGGUAUUAGUGAAGAAGUACUCUUAAAAAUUUUCAAAUUUUGUCCGAAACUGACAAAACUUAAUGUCACUAAUAUGCAUGAAAUAACAGCAGGAUUCGCACUUGAAACUGCAAAGCAUUUUAAAAAAUGCUCUAGAAUUACAGUUAAUAAGGUGGAUAGGCCACUAGACAGCAGCAUAGAAGCUUCUGAAGAUAAAUUAAAUGUUUCUUUAUAUGAAGAUGAAGUUGAUCUAGGAAUGAUUAUUAAUUAUUUUAUUAAUAGAAAAGAAAAAUUGAGAGAAUUAAUUUUGUCUGAUGUCCAAUUGAAUAAGUUGACCUUGGGAAUUAUUAGUGAGAAUUUGGAUUUAUAUACAUUAAUAUUGUCUGGCGUCAAAGGGUUAGCAAAAGCGGACGUACUGACAACAAUUUCAAAAUUAAAAAAUCUAAAAACAUUUUCAAUACGUUUUUCAACAAUUCCUACUGAAUAUAUGUUAAAGGAUGAAAAAGAGAAAUUAUUUGAAAUUUGUCCAAACCUGGAAUUUAUUCAGUGGCAUACGAUUCAUUUUAAACGAAACUAA
Molecule: messenger RNA, 1245 nt
Organism: Dentiscutata heterogama
Lineage: Eukaryota; Fungi; Glomeromycota; Glomeromycetes; Diversisporales; Gigasporaceae
Source: the annotation of a GenBank genome assembly